AUGGUUUUGCCAGUCCUCAAAGGGGUCUGGAUGCAUGAUGUCUCUAACCUCUGGCUAACUGCAGGCAACACGACUUUCGGGAAACAACUGUGCUUUGUGAAGCAGCUGUGUCUUGGUGGACGAGUGACGGGCCUCGCCUAUGUUUGCACGGAGCUGGCGGCGCCGGUGGGAGCUUGGGCAGGGAUGUUCGUUUUCUGCGGCAUCACGCUCCUGCUGCUCCGCACGGAUCAGAUCCUAUCGGGCAAGAACUACCUGGUAGGUUCCAUCUUCUUAUUCUUCUCGCCAGUGUUCUGCGCUGCACGGACUCAGAACUUCGUGGCCAAGCCCCAAGAAGCCUUUCCUACGGCGAUGGCUGCGCCACAGCCGCCUGCGGAGGAGCCCGUGGAGUCCUUGCCCAAGGCAAACGCGGCCAACCCGGGCUACCAUUGGCUGACGGGCGCCGAUAGAAGGGACGUCUUCCUGCUCCUGGAUACGUACCACCGAGAGCUGAUUUCGCGGCUUGAUCGCCAAGAUGCGGUGCUCUCUCAGAUGUCUUCGAAGUUCAGCUCCGAGUCUGCGUGGAGAAGUUUGGGAACUUCCAAAGCGCCACCGACGGCGCCACGCACCGGCACCGGCGAGAAGGCCCGUCCGCGGAGCAGCCAGGCCAGCCAAGAGAGCAACGAGGCGAAAGGCUCCGAUCGCCCCUCGAUGCUGUCCGACCACUCCAGCAAGGUGUCAAAGUCAAAGUCGUCUCCGGCUGCGCCGCCGCUGCGCCCGAGAUUAUCCUUCCAGGCGCCUAAGCUCUUCACCACCUUCACGGCCCACAACCUGCAGGCCCAGGAUGCUGCUGCGAGCGUUGAUGGCAUUCAUUCCCGCAAGCGCUUCGCCAGCAUACGCAUCUCGCGGGCCAAGCAGCAGACAGGCCAAUUCAUCAUCGACCUCGUUCGCCAUCCCAUCUUCGACAGCUUCUAUGCAUUGGUGGUGCUGGCCAACUCCGUUUACAUCGGCCUCGAGGUAGAGCAUUCAAUAUCUGGCACGGACGAACCUCGUCCGACCUGGAUGUUUGUGGUCCAGUAUGUCUUCACUAUCCUCUUCACUGUGGAACUGCUUCUGCGAGUCAUGACUGACGGCCUACGAUUCUUUUGCUCAGAGGAUUGGACCUGGGCGCUGCUGGAUCUGAUAAUUGUGGUGAGCUCCAUCUGGGAGAUCAUCGUGCAACAUGCGCAAGAUGCUAUGCCUCCCGGGCAGGAGACGGAGCUUGGAACCAUCGCGGGCAUUUCCAGCCUCAAGGCCUUUCGGAUCAUCCGCAUCACCCGGAUCUUGAAGACCGUGCAGGUCGUCCGCAUUCUGCGGUUCGUGGUGGCUCUUCGCACAUUGGUCACGUCGAUCUUUGGCACCUUAAAGUCACUGCUUUGGGCGCUGGUGCUGAUUCUUCUCAUAGAAUAUGUGUUUGCGAUUCUUUUUACCCAAGCUGUGAAUGAUUUCCUGAACGACCUGCCGCCAUCACAUGAUGUGGAUGUGACGAUUAUGGACGCAUCGCGACUCUACUUCGAGAAUGUCUUCACCACGAUGCUCAGCCUCUUCAUGAGCAUUGCGGGCGGAGUGAGUUGGGAGCAAGUGCUGGUUCCACUGAAAGCCAUUUCUGCGCCGUGGGUGCUGCUGUUUCUUUUCUACAUGUUCUUCACGUAUUUUGCGGUGCUGAAUGUAAUUACUGGCGUAUUUUGCCAGUCAGCCAUCGACAGUGCGCAAAACGAUCAUGCCACUGUGGUCCAUACCAUCUUGGCCAACAAACAAGCGCACCUUGAAAAGGUGCGGGAGCUUUUCAACAAGUUGGGGGCGGAGAAUACAGGUGGCAUCACCUACCUCAUGUUUGAGGAGAAGAUAACAUCUCCAGAAGUGAAGGAGUACUUCGAGUCCCUGGGUCUCGAUGUGUGGGAUGCCUGGUCUUUCUUCAAAAUGCUGGAUCUGGAUGAUAGCGGUGCCGUGGACAUCGAGGAGUUCUUGAUGGGCUGCCUGCGCGUGCGGGGCACUGCCAAAGCCAUCGACAUCGGAAAGAUCAUCCACGACCAGACUUGGCAGAUCAAAGAGCAAGGCAAGUUCCAAACCUAUGUGGAGUCCGAGCUGAAGGAGAUCAAGGAUGGCUUGUGGGAGAUGCGUCCCAAGCAGCACAGGAACGUUUGA
Molecule: messenger RNA, 2160 nt
Organism: Symbiodinium sp. CCMP2592
Lineage: Eukaryota; Dinophyceae; Suessiales; Symbiodiniaceae
Source: the annotation of a GenBank genome assembly